AUGCAGUCAAGUACCUUAUCCGCCUUUAACGACUCGCUCUGCUCGUCGUUGGUGCACGACGCGCCGGACUGGACAGUGCCAACAUGUUCGAUCAUCAACGGCUUCGAUCUCGACCAGCUUAUGACCUUUGACACUGAUUUUAAGGACGCAACUUCCGUGCCUGAUGGCUUCGGCACCGGCAACGGGAGAGUGUCACUUGAUCCGUUGGAUCCGCCUUCCUUGCAAGCUGAGGCCGAGGAUACAGGACCGUCGUCGAUUAGAGUGUCGACCGCCUUCGCUUUCGAUGCGCCUGACGCGGAAGGCAAUACGCCGGACUUCGACCUAAUCACAAGUGAUGGCGUACACUUUGCCGUGAACGCAGCGGCGCUUCGCGCACACUCGUUUGGCGACUUCGGCGGCAUACUAGCGUCCACGAACUCGAUGGCAAACGUGCCGCUGUCCGCGGCCGUUCUCAACCUGCUAUUACAUGCCAUCUACAACCUAUCAGUUGUGAAGUACGCGCCUUCUCUUGAAGAUCUCGCUGCCUCGGUGAUCGCGCUUGAGCAGUAUGGACUCUCCAAGACGGCUCUUGUACAACCUCCCGAUUCUCCACUAUCUGUGGCAAUCCUUCAUUGUGCACCAUCGCGGCCGUUCCAGUGCUACUCGCUAGCCGCCCAUGAAGGUCUCGAAACGCUUGCCAUCGCUACCUCCUCUCACACACUCGGCGUCUCGCUCGCAGAGAUAUCUGAUGCCGACGCAGAGUACAUGGGCCCGCUCCAUCUCAAACGCCUCUUCUUCCUCCAUCUAGGCCGCAUAGACGCCCUCAAGCGUAUUCUCAGUACCCGGCCGUCGCCACAUCAAAACACAGAGGACUGCAACGGCCUCGCAAAUCGAGCAUCUUACGAGGCCUGGACUAAAAUAAUCGGCGAGAUCGUCUGGGAUGCCUGUCCUAAUAUCUCACCUAUAACAUUGGAAGUGCGACUGCUCGAUGUCGGCAAGAUGCUUAAGUGCCAUGAGUGCUUAUCGCAGCUGGAUCAUCGCAUCAAUAAUCUGGUUGCAGAAUGGUCCCUCGUGAAGACUACGAUCUGA
Molecule: messenger RNA, 1068 nt
Organism: Peniophora sp. CBMAI 1063
Lineage: Eukaryota; Fungi; Basidiomycota; Agaricomycetes; Russulales; Peniophoraceae
Source: the annotation of a GenBank genome assembly